Messenger RNA from Lactuca saligna, 1392 nucleotides. The record is from the annotation of a GenBank genome assembly. Lineage: Eukaryota; Viridiplantae; Streptophyta; Magnoliopsida; Asterales; Asteraceae.
AUGGGCCUGUCCAAAAAUGAAGACAUUGCAACAACUUUACAACCUGAGAACUCACAACCAAUUUCCACGAAUCCUGAGGUAACUAUUCACCUUCCUAUCUCAGUUCCUAUCUCCACUGAUUUCAUUGAGACUGUCUCUAUUCCUUAUCCUACUACCAAUAUUUCCAUACCAAUCUCUAUUGCUUCAUGCCCACCUGUCUCAUUAGGUGUUUUGCAACCCACACCAAUUUUCACCGAUUCCACCACCACACCAUCAACAACUAUUAAGCGUCCUGUUUCUGUCAACGCAUCUGAUGCGGGAGCAAGAGCAUCAGGUUUCACAACUGGUCACUCCACUCCACUCAUUUCACCUCUUCGCCAAAAUGAUCUAGAUAUGAUUGUUGGUGAUGAUGAAGACUUCGCAAGAUUCACCUACAGUCUAUUCAACAUCAGGACUAAAAGUGAUGACGAAGCUCCCAUCACAAGAGGGAAAAUCAAUGCAAUAGAUGAAAAACUAGACUCGCUGCUUCACGUUUCAAAAGCAUCAUCCACUGAUGAUUAUUCUCAAGCAACAAUCAAGUCUCUUCUUGAGACUCUUAUGAAAGAGCACUCCACCAACCUUGAAAAGAUGAACAAGGUGGUAGAUGCUUCUGCGAAGGCUAACGAAGUCAUUUCUAGCCUGGGCUCAACCCUUAAAACUGAGAAGGAGAAACUUCAAGAGGUUUGCACUGGUCUUAAAUCUGACCAUGAUGAGUUCCAGUCAUCCAUCUCCUUGCAAAUAUAUAAGCUUCAAGAUGAUCUCAUAAUGGAGAGAGAAAUAAUGGAUGCUCUUGCUGUCAAGACUAAAAAGGUGAAAGUCUUGACCGUCAAACUCGAGAAUGUUGAGAAACAAGUCAAUGAUUUGUUAUCCGAAAUGGAAACUAUGAAAAGCUAUAUCACAGACGUUAUUGCCAUGCUUUCGGAUAUCAUUGAGACUCGUGACUCAAUGAUUACGAUUACGGUGAAGAAGCAACUUGCUGAGAAACUAAGGCAGGAAGACCCUAAACCUUUAGCCAAUCCCAUUGUCAAAAGUGAAUCUAAGCUUAAAGGCAAAGAAAAACUUUUCAAUAAAGAACCUAUUGUUGACAAUAGUGAAGACGACGAGCCUGAUGAAAAUGAGCUCAAAAGGAGAAAAGCACAUGAAGCAGAAAUGGAUGAGCACCAAAGAAUAAUCCGCGAGGCUGAUGUGAAAGACAAAGUAGAGCGUGAAUCAUAUUCAGAACGGAUUUGUGGAUAUGCCAAGUCAAAUUUGGCUAGAACCAGUUGUGUCAUUCAAGCUUCAAAAUACACAAGAUUCACAGUUGGAUCUCCCAUUAACUCCAAAAGCCUUCAAGUUUCGUUCUUUUGUGAAAGUAGCGAAUGUCCCUUCCACUGA